GUCCGCCACUGAUUAUGGGAUGUGGAAAGUCUUUUUUCUUAUUUGAUUUGUUUUGUUUUGUUGUGUUUUAUGAUGGGCGUAAAGCCGAAUAAACAUAUUCGCGUUUUUUCUUAAUGCCAACUUCAUGACUUAUGGAGAACUCAUGCGACCGGUUUUCAAAUGCUACAUUUGUCCUAAGAUAUUCUUUCUCCACUCCACACCCUGCCCACAUUAUGCGAUUGUAGGGAAAGAAUAGAGAACAACAAUCCACAAUCAGAGACAGCGAUCAAAAUGACAACCUAAAAUGGCAAGGGCGGACAAAAAGGGGAAAGGGGGAAGGAACCGCCCACAACGUAAAAAGCCCGAAACUGCUGCCAAGAAUGCGCCAGCAAAACCAGAAGCCAAGGGUAAGACCGGCGAUCUUUGGAAACGGGGAGUAACGUGGGCCAACUCCCCUGUGGGUAAAGCUGCCGCCGCAUGCUGUGCCACAGUCCUCUUCCUCGGCACAGUUGCAUUGGUCACAGUGUAUGUUCUCAAUUAUAAAAAGCAUACGCAAAAGUUAGAAGCAGAGCAGAGGAUUCGCGAUUUUGCUAAUACCUACUACCCAAAGUGGAACAGUCUGAAUGAUUAUGGGAAAUUUGCAAUGGUUGUGAACUUAUCGGACUAUUUUGUCAAUUUGACUCUGCUAAACGAUGAACUGCAACUUGAAAUUGAUGAUGUUCGGCAGAAGCUUAAUUCAGGAUGGAAGGUCUUUAGAUGGAACAUCUAUUUGUUUUCCAAUGACAAAGUAUCAUGGGCAGCUGCUGUGAAUAGAUGUCAGGAGGUUAAUACCAAUCUGGCUUCCAUUUCAACCAAGGAAGAGCAGCUCUAUGUAGAUACAGAAGUUAAGAAUCAGAAAGGCACUUUUUGGAUUGGCCUCAAGAAGAACCCAAAAAAACCUCGUGGUCUCGGAUGGGUUAGUGGUGAAGAUGUUAAAGUAACAUAUUGGGAUAGCUCCACACGCCAGCCAGAUGCCGAAACAGGUGAAGACUGUGUUUUAGUUGAAAAGGUGUGUCCACUGCUAAGUUGCUGGCAUGACUAUCCUUGCUUUUUGCAAACAAAUUAUGUUUGUAAGAAGUCACCUGAUCCGAAGUUUAUGGGAGCCAUGCCUUAAGAUGAAUGGAACAGGAUUCAACCAUCCCUAGAGAAAAGCAGUCAGAUAACACUGGAUACAAUAAAAUUAAGAACAGUUCCAUCAGUUGAAAUAAAUUGAAAAUGCGCACCAACAGUUAUUUCCUGUAUUUUGUACAAGGCAUGAAACAAUUACUGCAACAUCACAGGUUAACAUCCCCCAGAUUCAAGCAAAAUAGUCUCUCUCUAACUUCCAAUGGUUUCAAGGCAGGAAAACAUUUUGCAUAGGCUGGACCUACCGGGCACAUGAAAAUCUCUGUCAUAAGAACAUUAGAAGAUUCCUGCUAGGCCAAACAAUCUUGUCCAAAAUUCUGUCUUCACAGUGAC
Molecule: messenger RNA, 1476 nt
Organism: Zootoca vivipara (common lizard)
Lineage: Eukaryota; Metazoa; Chordata; Lepidosauria; Squamata; Lacertidae
Product: lithostathine-1-alpha-like
Source: RefSeq, a predicted model, not a curated record